AUGCAGGGAAUGGGGAAGACAGAGAGAGGGGAGCCGGGCCGAGACAUCGAUUUGACAUCGCUGAGAUCCACCAUGCCGGCUGGCGGCCCGCUGCAGGGCGGUUCCAACCUGAACAUGAACCUGUACGCCACCAAGAAGUCGGCCGCUGAGGGCAUGUUGGACAUCGCUCUGUUCCUGGCCAACAUCACACACAUGAAGACGGUCAUCGAACAGGGAGCUGGAUACAGGUACUACGCGGCUGUUCUGACGCUCAUCUCCUUCUCCCUGGCUCUUCAGAUUGUGGCUGGAAUCCUGAUCAUCGUCAUCGCUCGUUUUGAGCUGACCCUCCUCCCCUCCUGUCAGCGGUGUUUAAACUUCCUGAACAAUCUGAUCACGGGCAUCAUCUUCCUCACCCUCAUCGUCAACAUCAUUAAAUCGGCGUUCGGCACUCAGCGCAGCUGGCUGCUGGGAUGGAUGUUCCAGCGUUUCUUCCUAUGA
Molecule: messenger RNA, 477 nt
Organism: Limanda limanda (common dab)
Lineage: Eukaryota; Metazoa; Chordata; Actinopteri; Pleuronectiformes; Pleuronectidae
Product: ninjurin-2-like
Exons: 4
Coding region: 1-477 (158 amino acids)
Biological process (GO): tissue regeneration; cell adhesion
Cellular component (GO): membrane
Source: RefSeq, a predicted model, not a curated record